UUAAGAGGACCGAUGUGGGACUGAGUAAAGGAGAGUUCGACCUGGUUUGUGCAAAACCUCAAGCGAGAGAAACAGAAGAAUAGGAAAAAGGAAAGGUGGGGAAAAUGUUGAAGUUCUUGUCGAAGGUGAGGAUCGAGUUCAACGCAUUGGAUCCACGGACGGCGGCGUGUAUGGAGUUUUUGGCUCAAUGCAACGCCCGCAAGGCUAAGGAAUCGAACCCAGCUUGCCAGGUCCAAGUUAAGCGCCGGACCGACGAUCAACCGCCUCAAAUCACCGUCACCUUCGUCAACGGAGUUGAGGAGAAAUUUGACGCCACCGCCACUCCAGCGCAGACCAUCCGGAACAUGAUUCUGGAGAAGGGUCAGUACCUGGAGACCGAGCAAAUGUUCCGAGAGGCUGGGGAGCGGUGGCCUGUCAUUAUACCUGAGGAAGAGCUCAACCAACCAUUCGCUGGUAUUAAGGUGAUUUCAGAGAAUGAUCCCAAAGGCUUGUUUUAAGGAGUUAAAUGACCUUUUGGUCGAGGAAAAAAAAAGUUCGGUGACCGAGCUAUGCCAUUUUUGAUAGUUUAGUAACCACUUUCGCCAUUUACCCUUCUCAAUGUUCAAGUUCCCUUUAUUACAUGACAUUAUUUCAAAUCAUCUGCAUGGUGCUGAAUGUCGUGAAUGGAAAUAUUUUGCUUGAUUGUAGGCGCAGGAUUAAUUUUCUAUAGCAGAUUGUAUACUCUAGUAGUAAUCUGAAGUAUACACGGCUUUGAGUACAUAUUUCUUUGUGCU
Molecule: messenger RNA, 773 nt
Organism: Coffea arabica (coffee)
Lineage: Eukaryota; Viridiplantae; Streptophyta; Magnoliopsida; Gentianales; Rubiaceae
Cellular component (GO): mitochondrial large ribosomal subunit
Source: RefSeq, a predicted model, not a curated record